UGCUGUAGAGGGAUUGGGCCGAUGAGCAAGAAAGCGGAUUGGUUUCUAUGUUGUCACAGAGAAGGGCGUGUUUUCUCUAUUUAAACCAAUUGCUCUGCACAGAUUGCACAUACGUAGUUCACCUGUAAGAAGAUUGUCAACGUAUACCCCGGCAUCAGCAAUCAUUCACAAUGAGUGACAACAAUCCAGUGAAGCAGGGUGUGGAGACCUUCGAUAAGAAGUGCCUAAAAAAGACCAACACAGCAGAGAAAAACACUCUGCCUACCAAGGAGGAUAUUGAACAGGAAAAGAAAGCAGCAGAGGUCUCCAAGUAAAAUGAUACCUCUCCUGCAUCUCCUCCACCAGGCAUCACUGUCUACUCCUCUUCUGCUUGCUGUAUCACCAUGCUUACUCACAGUGGCAUAGCCUUUUCUGCUGAGGGUCAUAGGGUGCAUGAUCCCACAGGGGAGGGACACUGUCAGUCCAUGUACAAUUAUUCCAAUGAUUGUGUUUGUGCUUUUAUCAUGCAGUCAAAGUGUAUGCAAAGAAGAAUGAAACAGGGUCUUGGUAACCUCAUAUACAAUUUACAAGCACAUCUGAGCAAGUUUGAGAAAAUUGUGUUUAUGCCAGUUGAAAACAUUUGCUGUUCCUUGUCAACAAUGCCCAAUAUUCUUCCUGUACAUGGUGCCAUUCUGGAUACGUUCUUUAAAAUUACAUGUAAGAAGAUAUUUUUGUUAUAAUAAAAUCUGUUUUAAAUUGAA
Molecule: messenger RNA, 740 nt
Organism: Osmerus eperlanus (European smelt)
Lineage: Eukaryota; Metazoa; Chordata; Actinopteri; Osmeriformes; Osmeridae
Gene: tmsb1
Product: thymosin beta 1
Exons: 3
Coding region: 171-314 (47 amino acids)
Biological process (GO): regulation of cell migration; actin filament organization
Cellular component (GO): cytoplasm
Molecular function (GO): actin monomer binding
Source: RefSeq, a predicted model, not a curated record